Neoarthrinium moseri is the source of this 603-nucleotide messenger RNA. RefSeq lists its product as uncharacterized. The record is from RefSeq and is a predicted model, not a curated record. The transcript is spliced from 4 exons. Bases 1 to 603 code for a protein of 200 amino acids. NCBI's taxonomy places the organism in Eukaryota, Fungi, Ascomycota, Sordariomycetes, Amphisphaeriales, Apiosporaceae. Gene Ontology annotation, molecular function: oxidoreductase activity, acting on the CH-OH group of donors, NAD or NADP as acceptor.
AUGGCUUACAGAAAGAAUGUUCUCAUCAUAGCUCAGGGAGUGCGAACAUUUGAGGUCGAUGUUGUCGAUGAGCGCUCCAUUCGCCAGGCGGCGGAGGAUUUUGGCGAGGGACCAUUAGAUCUCCUCGUCAAUGUUGCGGGGGUGUAUCAUCUCUGGGACGAUAAGCGAUUCACAGACCAGUCAGCAGAAGAUCUCAUGAACCAUUUCCAAGUGAAUGUGGUAGGUCCGUUUCUAGCCUCCAAGGCGUUUCUGCCAGCAUUGGAACGUGCAGAGCUCCCCAAGAUUAUCAACGUCUCCUCAGACAUGGCCAGUAUUGCAGAUAAUGUUGGUGGGAACGCAUGCUACCGCAUCUCCAAAGCAGGGGUCAACCAAUUGACCAAGACAAUGGCUGUCGAUUUGACCCAGGCAAACUCGAAAGUCUUGGCUUUAGCUGUGCACCCAGGAUACGUCCCGACUAAGAUGACAGGGUUCUACGGUGAGGAUGAGAUGGAGACCUGCAUGGACUCCUUCGUAGCAGUCAUUGAGAGGUUUGGGACAGCUGAUGGCGACGACCUCCAGCACGGUGGCUAUUACAGGUGGAACGGCGAGAAAAUGGAGUAUUAA